Populus nigra (black poplar) is the source of this 1870-nucleotide messenger RNA. RefSeq lists its product as uncharacterized. Gene Ontology annotation, molecular function: polyamine binding. Lineage: Eukaryota; Viridiplantae; Streptophyta; Magnoliopsida; Malpighiales; Salicaceae. The record is from RefSeq and is a predicted model, not a curated record. Gene Ontology annotation, biological process: polyamine transport. The transcript is spliced from 7 exons. Gene Ontology annotation, cellular component: periplasmic space. The coding region runs from base 12 to 1667 and encodes 551 amino acids.
CUCUUGCACGCAUGUCGUUCCUCUGCACUACGAAUCUCUCUCUACACCCCCAUCCUCAAUUUCUAUAUCCUAACCUUAACCCUAAAUCCCCAAAAUUUCUCCUCCAGUUCCCCGCAAAGCCCCCUAUCCUCAGAUUCUCCGGCCACCGGACCAUCUCAUUCCGUUCCCCGGCGAGACCAACAACAUCCAGCCAACAUCCUUUCACAUGGCUUCAAAUCGCAGCCACCUCCGCCGUUCUCUUCUUCGGCCUCAAUGUCCAGGCCUGCCUUGCAGCUUCCUCUCCUUCUCUCCCUGCUAACACCAUCGUAGCAGCACAGGAGGAAAGUACAAUAGAUCAAGACGAUGAUGGUGGUGUAGAGAGAAAUGUUGAUAAUGUGCAAAUGAAUGAAGAUAAGGAAUUGAAUGCUGCUGAAUUUGAGAAUUGGAAGUUGAAAACUUUCGCGUUGUCUGUUCCUCUUAGAAUUGUUGCUUUGCGUGGCUCUGUACCUCCUUCAUGGAUCAAGGAUUUUAUUCAGUCUCAAGGAAGAAGAUUGAGGUUUCGUGUGAAGUACCUUGGAAGCCUGGAAAACAUUUUUUCUGACAUGUCUGCGUCCUUUAACAAACAUAAUAUCGGUCCCAUGUCAACUGUGGCUUCUGAUAUUGUUAGUGUUGGUGAUUCUUGGCUCAGUUUUGCAAUUAAAAAUGCUAUAAUUGAGCCUGUGAGAGGGGUAGAAGAGCAAGAUUGGUUUAAAGGCUUAAGUGACAAGUGGAAGGUAUACCUGCGCAGGAACCAUGAGGGAGAAAUAGAUCCCGAAGGUGAAAUAUGGGCUGCUCCAUAUCGAUGGGGCAGCAUGGUUAUCGCCUACAAGAAAAGUAAAUUUCAAGAGCAUAAAUUGGCUCCUAUAGAGCCAUUGUUGCAGGAUUGGGCAGAUCUGUGGCGGCCUGAGCUUGCAGGGAGGAUUUCAAUGGUUGAUUCUCCUAGAGAAGUUGUUGGUUCAGUUUUAAAGUAUAUGGGGGCAUCGUACAAUACAAAGAAUAUUGAUUUGCAAGUUCCUGGUGGGAAGAAUGCUGUCCAGCAGAAUCUGGCAUUGCUUGGGAAACAGGUUCGACUAUUCGACAGUAUGUACUAUCUGAAAACAUUUAGCAUGGGAGAUGCAUGGGUUGCUGUUGGGUGGAGUAGUGAUGUUCUUCCCAUUGCCAAACGCAUGUCUAAUGUUGCAGUUGUAGUCCCCAAGUCUGGAACUAGCUUAUGGGCUGAUCUAUGGGCAAUCCCAGCUGCCACUAAACUUGAAACAAACCAGAUCGGGGGGCGAAUCAGAGGACCAUCUCCUCUAAUCCAUCAAUGGAUAGAGUUCUGCUUACAAGCUGCUAGAGCACUGCCUUUUAAGCAGGAGGUAAUCCCGGGAGCAACUCCCUCUGCUAUCGAAAACUCUGUCAUUGAAGUCCCAAAAGAGCUCACCAAGGGUAAGCCAAAACUGGACACGAAUCUUAUUGCUGGAGUACCCCCACCUGAAAUCUUGACUAAGUGUGAGUUCUUGGAGCCGUUGCCUGAUGCAACUUUGUCAGACUAUAAGUUGCUUAUCCGUACUAUGCAGAUUCCUGAUCCUGGUUUAAUCCACAGAAUACAGCAUUAUAUCUUGUCAACAAUUCAUACUUUUAGAUUAAAGCAGCAUCCAAAGGUAGCAUAAACCAAGUACAUCUCUUUGAAGACACUGUACAUUUAUUUGAUAGAACAGAAACAGCUUUAAACUGCUAAUACGUGGUUUUAAACCACAGAUCAUAUAAUUAACCCUAUUUAAUAAUUAAAUUCUUGUACAAUUUGUUUAGAAGAUUAUCAAACAGUUGCAGAUAUUCGAGCAGUCUGUACCAAGGUCUGGCAUUGGUUUUUCCA